This is a messenger RNA of Meloidogyne enterolobii, 882 nucleotides long. Lineage: Eukaryota; Metazoa; Nematoda; Chromadorea; Rhabditida; Meloidogynidae. The record is from the annotation of a GenBank genome assembly.
AUGAGACGUUUAGUUAAAAUGGCAAAGAAAUUGCCGUCUUUUGCGGAAUUUAGUAACAGCGGUAAAUUUUCUCUUCUGAAAGCAGCAAUGAUUGAUUUGUUGACACUUAGAGGAGCUUCUCGUUUGGAUUCAGAAAAUCGUUGUUGGAAAAGUCCUCUUUUAAAUAGGGAUAUUCGUUGCAGAAUUGACAUUUUUGAUAGAUUAAAUGAUGAUAUGCAAAAAAGUCGUGUUAUGGAUUUUUACAAAAAACUUCAUCCAAAAUUAAAAUCAGAUCAAGUUGCUAAUAAUUUGAUUAUUGUUGUUGUAUUGUUCAGUCAUUAUGCUGAUACUGAUUUAAGUGCUGAAGACCGGACUUUAGCCGAUAAACAUUACCACAAUCAUAAACAAUUGUUGAGAAGAUAUGUUGAAUCUGCUUAUGGUCCAGAUGAGGCAAAAAUUAUUUAUGAAACGCUUGAUGAAGCGUUCAGUUUGUUAAAGGAUGUAACCAAAAAAGUUCCAGAUUUAUUCCCUCCAGACAAAAUUAACAAAAAACAGGCAGAAGGCUCUCUAUUCCAAGAAUUCUUCCGAAUAAAAACAAAAGAAGAUUCGAAAAUUAAAUUAGAGCCGACAGAGACAACAUCUAAAGAACAAAAAGAAGAAAAAGAGAAGGAGGAUGAAGAAGAGGAUGAAGAGAAUGAAGGGGAAUGUAAAGCUAAAAAAAUAAAAAUUGAAGAAAAUUUGAAAAAAGAAGGAGAGAAAAAGGAAGAAGAAGAAGAAGAAAAUAAAAAUUCUUCUUCCCCUAAAAUUCUUCAUUCAAAUGUUAUUAUUUCCCCAACAUCCACAACAACCACAACAAUUUCUAAAACAACUCCCUCUUCUGCUACAACAAUUAGCAGUGCUUGA